Molecule: messenger RNA, 1683 nt
Organism: Ostertagia ostertagi
Lineage: Eukaryota; Metazoa; Nematoda; Chromadorea; Rhabditida; Trichostrongylidae
Source: the annotation of a GenBank genome assembly
AUGGCCUUGAGACUUCCUUUCUUAAUGAGUAGAGAUGAUAGCUCCAAUUCGAACAGUGAUUCCGAGACUGAUAUCAAAGAAUCGAAGAAUGCCAACCAUGCUGAAGAAGGCGGCGUGAAAAGGGAAAGGACCGAAGAUCCAGAGAAAUCUCCAUCACCUCCCGCGAAGAAACCUAAGGACGAAAGUAAUGAUAUCAAGCCAUCAAAAAAGUCGAAAGAUGAUGAAAAGGAUAGCUCCUCUAAGUCGGAAAGUCGCAAAAGCGCAAAAGCAAAAGAGAAGCGUGAUGAUGACAAGAAGAAGUCAAAAUCGGAUAAAGAUAAGGAAAAGGAGCGCGAAAAAGACAAAAGGUCACGCAAGGAAAGAUCGCGUUCCCGUUCGAGGUCACCAGAUACAAAACGCCGGAGGAGCGAUAAAGAUAAGGGCAAGGGAAAGGAUAGAAAGAAGGACAGUCACAGUGAUCGCAAGGAAAAAUCGAAGCGAGAGAAGGAGCAAGCGGAGGAGGAUGAAAAGAGAAAUGGAGAUUUGGAAGAAGGCGAGGUUGUGGAACCAGCUCGACAACCGACUGCUAGGGAGCUUGAGCGUCUAAGGCUCAUCGAACAAUUGGCAAGCCAUUCAACUGGAUCACAAAAGAUCGCGCAUCUUACUUUCAUGUGUUUCAGGCAAAAGAAGACGCCGAAGAAAAUGGACCAUCGUCGUCGGUGCGAAAUGCUGAACCAGCGCAUGACUCGCGAGCUUGUCCUUAUUUGGACACGAUUGACAGCGGGUUCACGCCAUUAUCACCGUAGUUCUUAUGAAAUAUGCUUUUUCAGAAAAGUACUCGAUUUUGACUUCGAGAAGCUGUGCUCUGUGUCACUUUCACACCUUAACGUUUACGCCUGCAUGGUCUGUGGAAAAUACUUCCAGGGACGUGGAACGAACACUCAUGCCUACACACACUCACUGGACACUGAUCACCGUGUAUUUCUCAAUCUCCAUACACUCAAGUUCUACUGCCUUCCAGAUAAUUAUGAAGUUGACGACCCUUCUCUUGAAGACAUAAAAUAUGUGCUGAAGCCCACUUAUACGAAAGAGCUGAUCGCCAGCUUAGAUCGUCAACAUCGAAUGGCCAGAGCAUAUGACGAUCUAACCUAUUUUCCUGGUGUUGUUGGUCUAAACAAUAUCAAAGCCAAUGACUACACAAAUGUGGUUCUGCACGUUAGCUUUUAUCCGCAUGUGACUCCAUUGCGUGAUUAUUUUCUUCGCGAGGAAAACUACGAGAACAUCAAAAGACCUCCAGGUGACAAACUCUCCCUCCUACCAAAACGGUUUGGAGAACUGAUCAGAAAGCUCUGGAAUCCGAAAGCGUUCCGCACUCACGUUUCUCCCCAUGAAAUGCUUCAAGCGACGGUUUUAUGUUCAAAUAAGAAGUUCCAGUUUAUAAAGCAAGGUGACGCGGCUGAAUUCAUGAGUUUCCUACUCAACACUUUGCAUAUUGCUCUUAAUGGCACCCAGAAAUCGUCAUCUUCUAUUAUAUACAGGGAUCCCGGAAAAUGCGUUCGAGCUGAGGAUCUCCAUGUGAAGGAAAUUCUUCCUCAGAUGAUCGUGCUAGCCGAAUCCUACAUCCAGAUAUGGAAGCUGAACCGAUUGAAGACGAGAGAAGAGCGCAUGAGCGAAGGUAUCGACGAUGAUAGCUCUGCAUCCUAG